CUGCUAAAGGGUAGCAGCUGCUGCUGGGUGUGUGCGCGAGCCAAACGGCAUUUUGACCUCAAAAACCCUGUUGCACAUCUGGGCGGACGCACAUGCGCAGCAAAAAACUUUUCAAACAACUUUUCUGCGCUUUUCUUGUCAUCACUCGCAAAAGCCGACACUGGUCAGUUUGUUUUAGGGGUGGCGUAAAACAGAUAAGUGAAGAAAUCAUAUGUAGUGACGUUGCAUAUCCUCUGUUUUACAGGAAGAUGUUGAACUUUUCUGCAACGCUAUAAACUGGAUCAUGUUGCGCCAGACCGGGGGACGCAGCGCCGUCGUUUUGAACUUGACUUUGUUGUUAUCCAACUUCAUAUAAGAAAACGCCAUUCAUUCGGGUUUUAGGCCCACUUUUUAUUAUUUUAUACCGCGAAUGCAAAACUCGUCGUCAUGACAAAGAAAACUCUCUGGACCGUGGCGACCACGUUGAUGAUUUUCUGCUGUUUAUAUUUUUCAUCUAUUAAAGCAGACUCCUCUUCUUGUCACGGAGCAUACGACCUUUACUUUGUUUUGGACCGAUCUGGAAGUGUUUCGACCGACUGGACACAGAUUUACGAAUUCGUCAAAAAUCUUACAGAGAAAUUUGUGAGUCCAAAUAUGCGAGUGUCCUUCAUAGUGUUUUCAUCAAAUGCUGAGAUUGUGUUAGAGCUCACUGGAGACAGGGCAAAAAUAAAUAAAGGACUGAUGGCUUUAAAAGCAGUCAAUCCAGCCGGAGAAACCUACAUGCAUGAAGGAAUGAAAAAGGCAACUGAACAAAUGAAAGCACAGCAUAAAAAGUCCUCUAGCAUCAUUGUGGCUUUGACUGAUGGAAUACUUACACCAUAUAUCCUUGAACUCACUGCUGAAGCGGCUGAUGUAGCAAGGAAACAUGGGGCCCGUGUAUACUGUGUCGGUGUAAAGGACUUCGAUGAAAAACAGCUCGCCGAAGUGGCUGAUACCAGGGAGCAAGUGUUCCCAGUCAAAGGAGGCUUUCAAGCUCUCAAAAGCAUUGUGAACUCGAUCCUCAAGCAAUCAUGCACAGAGAUUCUAACAGUGGAGCCGUCCAGCGUCUGCGUGAACGAGACCUUUGACAUUGUUUUGAGAGGGAACGGGUUCGCAGUGGGGAGGCAAACAGAAGCAGUGCUCUGCAGUUUCAUAGUAGAUGGAGUUACUCAACAGGUGAAGCCAACCAAAGUGAAGAAUGACUAUGUCCUGUGUCCUGCUCCAGUUCUGUAUUCAGUGGGACAACAAAUGGAGGUUCUGAUCAGUUUGAACAGUGGCACAUCGUAUAUCUCCAGUGCUUACGUCAUCACUGCCUCCACAUGUUCAGACGGCAUAGUGGUGUUCAUUGUGUUCUUGGUGCUCUUUCUCCUGUUGGCUUUGGCUCUGAUGUGGUGGUUCUGGCCUCUCUGCUGCACUAUUGUUAUUAAAGACCCACCCCCUCAAAGACCUACUCCACCUCCGCCUAUGCCAGAGCCAGAACCAUUACCCAAGAAAAAGUGGCCAACCGUGGAUGCAUCUUAUUAUGGAGGAAGAGGAGCUGGUGGAAUCAAACGCAUGGAGGUCCGUUGGGGAGAGAAAGGAUCCACAGAGGAGGGUGCACGCCUCGAGAAGGCCAAGAAUGCAGUGGUGCAAAUACAAGAGGAGACAGAGGAACCCAUGAUCAAAAAGCGUCCCACACCCCAUCCCACAUCCCAUGGAUCUGAAUCCAAGUGGUAUACUCCGAUCAGGGGGCGGCUUGAGGCACUGUGGGCUCUUCUGCGGCGACAAUAUGAUAGAGUUUCACUCAUGCGCCCAACUACCACAGAAAAGGGACGCUGUAUGAACUUCAGUCGGGUGCAGCAUCAAUAGAUGACAGCAUCCCGUCUCUGAAAUACUUUGACUUCCAAGUUUAUCAGAUGGAACAACGGGAAAAAAACAGAAUUUACUCGAGAUGACAUAGCUUAUCAUUGGCCACUUCAGAGUAUCUUGUUCAGGCUUUCCAAAACUUAUAAUUCUGCUAUCUCUCAAGCUACUCAAUGGCAAGCGGAUGACUAGAUAGAUCAACAACAAAAAAAAGUGUCUGAUUUUGCAGCUGAUCUGGUUAGCUUUAAUGCAAAGCACAGGCUUUUUCAUGUUCUGACCAUAUUGUGUCUUCUGUGAAAAAAAGAAUCUUAUGGACACAGACGGAGGCUAUUUCAAAAAAAAAAAAAAACGAAUGAGAUGAGGCUCUUUGCCGUUGGCUGAGAAGUAGAACUAAUCCCAGUAGGCUCAUGGAGUGCAGUAGUACUUUGCCUCUUGGCAGUGUCUCUUCACAAAAAUCUCUCCAAGCCCACUAUUGUCGGAUGCCUAGCGGGGCUUCUUUGACUGGAGAUCUUGUCAUUUUAAGUGCACACGCAUGACAAAUUGUAGACAGAACGCCCUAAGGUAUUGGACGCAGUAAGACUUUGCCCUUUAGUUUGUGAAGACACCUUUCUAUCAAUGCGAGGACAGCGCAGAGAAAUUAAUAGAGCGUUAUUGCACCGCAAGACACCCUGUGACCAAAGCUUUCCGGCAAGGAUUUGAGGGACAGAUUUACCUCCGGUGGUUGGUGCUUCCUCCCCAUUUAUUUGGCAGUCUGUUCUGUGCUCACUAAUGCAUAGACCUUUCACAAUUCAGAAACAUGCCCCUCAUUUAAAGUUUUAACACAUCAAUAAAGCUGUCCAGCCACAACCAGAUCUCGCUAAAUUUGUGCACAAGUUGGCAUUGGAAUAUCAAACUUUGAUCGAUCUUAAGGCAACUUUAGAGAUUCUUCUUUUGUAUGAGAUUUUCUGUAGAAAUUAAAGAGUUCCUCAGCUGUGCUAAUGUGACACCCUCAUUCGAUAUACUCGGAAGAUCAAACCGAAAGGGGCGACGGACGGAUGAGUAUUGUUCAUUUCCAGAAAUUAUCCACAUCACACUCCCCCCUCCACUUGCGCACAGAAAAGCGAGCAAUAUA
Molecule: messenger RNA, 2971 nt
Organism: Carassius auratus (goldfish)
Lineage: Eukaryota; Metazoa; Chordata; Actinopteri; Cypriniformes; Cyprinidae
Product: anthrax toxin receptor 2-like
Exons: 17
Coding region: 427-1866 (479 amino acids)
Cellular component (GO): plasma membrane; cell surface
Molecular function (GO): transmembrane signaling receptor activity
Source: RefSeq, a predicted model, not a curated record